GGUCCUUCCACCGUCAACACCGGAACAACACGUGAACAGGGUCAGAGGUCAGGAUGGGUCGCUCCUCCAAAGACAAGCGGGACAUUUACUACCGUCUGGCCAAAGAGGAGGGCUGGAGAGCGAGGAGUGCCUUCAAGCUGCUGCAGCUCGACCACGAGUUCAACCUGUUCACAGGUGUGAACAGAGCCGUUGAUCUGUGUGCAGCUCCUGGCAGCUGGAGUCAAGUCCUCAGUCGGAAACUCAGAGCUCAGGAGGAGAAGGGCGACGCCGGUGAGGAGGUGAAGAUCGUGGCGGUGGACCUGCAGGCCAUGGCUCCUCUACCAGGAGUCACUCAGAUCCAGGGAGACAUCACUAAGGUGUCGACGGCUCAGGAGAUCAUCCGUCACUUUGAGGGUCAGCCGGCCGACCUGGUGGUGUGUGACGGAGCUCCAGACGUAACCGGGCUCCACGACGUGGACGAGUACAUCCAGGCUCAGCUCCUGUUGGCCGCUCUGAACAUCACAACUCACGUCCUGAAACCUGGAGGGACGUUUGUGGCCAAGAUCUUCAGAGGUAAAGACGUGACUCUGCUGUACUCUCAGCUGAAGAUCUUCUUCAGUGGUGUGACCUGCGCCAAGCCUCGCAGCAGCAGGAACUCCAGCAUAGAGGCCUUCGUAGUGUGCCAGAAUUACUCUCCUCCUGACGGUUACGUCCCCAACAUGUCCAACCCUCUGCUGGAUCACUCCUACGAUGUGGACUUUAACCAGUUGGAGGGUCCCAACCGUGUCAUCGUUCCCUUCCUGGCGUGCGGUGACCUCAGUGCCUUCGACUCGGACAGGACCUACCCUCUGCAGCUGGAUGCUGGUAAACAGUACCAGUACACCCCCCCCACCCAGCCGCCGAUACGCCCCCCCUACCAGCAGGCCUGCCACCUGCGCAAGAACAACCUGCUGUCCAGAGAAGACGCUCCGUCCAACCAGAGUCAAGAGGAGGCAGAGGCAGCGGCCGAAUCCACCUGAGACGAGUUAAAGGAACAGUCCAGCAUUUUGGUGUGCUUAGCUUAGCUUAGCACGAAGACUGGAAGCAGGGGGAAACUGCUAGCCUUUUCCUUAAUCCACCUUUGUGCUAAGCUAGGCUAAACACACCACACUGUACCAGAUAUUUUUACUAUUCUGAUUUCAUGUUUUUUAUUUGUGGCAGAUCCUUCCGUUCAUUAGGCUUGAGGAAUUGUAAACAUUUUAUAUUUUAAAAAUAAAAGUCAUCUCUUAGAGGCAAACCGUCAAAUGUGGUUUACGUGAUUUGUAUUUUAAGAGUGAAUAAACUGUUAUAUUUUUGUCUCCAAGCAAUUUUG
Anarrhichthys ocellatus (wolf-eel) is the source of this 1330-nucleotide messenger RNA. It is a transcript of the gene ftsj1, whose product is annotated as FtsJ RNA 2'-O-methyltransferase 1. Gene Ontology annotation, biological process: tRNA methylation; cytoplasmic translation. The transcript has 11 exons. Gene Ontology annotation, cellular component: cytoplasm. Bases 54 to 998 code for a protein of 314 amino acids. The record is from RefSeq and is a predicted model, not a curated record. Gene Ontology annotation, molecular function: tRNA methyltransferase activity. NCBI's taxonomy places the organism in Eukaryota, Metazoa, Chordata, Actinopteri, Perciformes, Anarhichadidae.